Messenger RNA from Chelmon rostratus (copperband butterflyfish), 2263 nucleotides. It is a transcript of the gene arhgdia, whose product is annotated as Rho GDP dissociation inhibitor (GDI) alpha. The record is from RefSeq and is a predicted model, not a curated record. The transcript has 6 exons. Bases 98 to 715 code for a protein of 205 amino acids. Gene Ontology annotation, cellular component: cytoplasm; membrane; cytosol. Gene Ontology annotation, biological process: Rho protein signal transduction. Lineage: Eukaryota; Metazoa; Chordata; Actinopteri; Chaetodontiformes; Chaetodontidae. Gene Ontology annotation, molecular function: Rho GDP-dissociation inhibitor activity; protein binding.
GCCGUUAGCUCAGAUUUUCCUCUGCCGCUUCACUUCUCUCCCUCUCGCCGUCAUUCAGAGGAGAUUGUCCCAGCCGACCAGCGGUAGAACGCACGCAAUGGCAGAGCAGGAGCCUACACCAGAGCAGCUGGCAGCGAUUGCAGCAGCCAACGAGGAGGGCGAAAGCCAAGUCGACUACAAGCCUCCCGCCCAGAAGAGCUUACAGGAGAUCCAGGAGCUGGACAAAGAUGAUGAGAGCCUGCGCAAGUACAAGGAGGCGCUGCUGGGCAACGCUUCUGUGAUUGCAGAUCCCAACGCACCCAACAUCCAGGUGACACGAAUGACCCUGUUGUGUGAGUCGGCACCGAGCCCUUUGAUCCUUGACCUGACGGGAGACCUGGAGAACUUCAAGAAGAACCCAUUUGUGCUGAAGGAGGGAGUUGAAUACAGAAUAAAGAUCAACUUCAAGGUCAACAAGGAGAUUGUGUCAGGCCUGAAGUACAUUCAGCAAACAUUCAGGAAAGGAGUAAGAGUUGACAAGACGGAGUACAUGGUCGGCAGCUACGGGCCCAGACCAAACGAGGAGUACGAGUUCCUCACCACCAUGGAGGAGUCACCCAAAGGGAUGCUGGCCCGCGCCACCUACAACAUCAAGUCCAAGUUCACCGACGACGACAAACACGAUCACCUCUCCUGGGAGUGGAGCCUCACUAUCAAGAAAGACUGGAAAGACUGAUUCCCCGUUGUCGACGUGCUUUGUCCCUCUUUCUUUUUCUUGCUGUCAUUCCACCCCCCCCCCUCUCCCCCCUCUGGAUCCAUCUCUGGAUUUUGUGUUGAUUUAAGCUUUCGCUCUCUCCGUCCAUGGACACCCGCUCUUCCCUCUUCUUACUCUAAAUUCCAAUCACUUCAUCAUUCCUCCCAUGGUUAACGCUUCAUUUGUUUGCACCCGCCCUUCUGUUAAGUAUUAAAUCUUUAAAAUGGAGAAAGCAAACAAUGUGCACAAUCCAGAUUUUCCGGUUAUGGUUUGUUUAUAAAAGAUAAAUAAGUAAAAAAAAAAUAUUUUCUGUUAAGUGCUGAGUGAUGAAGUAUGUGAUUUUCCUCUGCCCCUUCCCUGCUUUGUCUUCCCCCUUCUCUCUCUCUCCUGUAAUUUUCAGAUUCUUUUGUACAAUUACCGUGAUCUGCCUUCGAAAGCACUGUACAGGAAGCAGUAGUGUUGUAUGUACGUGGCCACUGUACGGUCAUUGAGCAGUCUUUGCUGGACACAACUCUUGGACGCAGCCCCCCUAAAGCCUUUGAGCAGAUUAUUUGUACCAGGCUCUUGGUAAAUAAUUUGGAAUUCAGGUCACCCCUCUUUCAAAUGAUUCAGCGCCCUACAAAGUCUGCUGAGAGAAGGGGGCGAACAGAAUUACCUCUAACACCUUCUGACCCCUCACUUUAGGUGUGGCUGUUCCUCUCCUGAUCAGGGUAUUUUGGCAGUUUAUUUAGCAGAACAUGUGGCCUUAACAAGAAUGCUUCAGAAGAAAUAGACAACCCAGUUGAGCCAUUUGCCUUCAGAUUAUAUUUGCCAGACCAUCAUGUGAGCCUGUUUUAACAAGACUUAUAAUGGACAGGGCAUCAGGACUACGGACUUUUAACACCUUUAUUUCAGGUUUGAUGAGUUGUAAAAACCAUUACAUGUUGAUGUCGAUGGUUAUCUCUAUUUACAAGCAUCAUUUUCAGUGCAGUACUUGUAGCCUUCUAAAUAUCAGUUAAAUCAGCUUGUUUUUAGGUCUUUUACAACAGCUGUAAAUAGUCCAGGUUGUACUAAUGGCAUUUUGUCACCCAGUGUCCUCUAGUCCCUGAGGCCAUACUUCAGUAUCUCUGAGGUGUUACUUUAGUUCCAACACACAGACUGUUGAACCGCUCACCUUGUAUUACUCGAGUUUAAAAAUGACCAAUGCUGACUGUGCCUCCGGUCUCUUACAACCACGUGCUGCUCCUGCUGACUGAGCAGCACUCUGCUCGCCAUCAGCGAGGUGAAACGUUGUCUGUAAUUGACUUUUAAACCAGAACAGAGACCUCAGUCCCCAACCAGACAUUGAUGAGUAACACAUCCUGCCAUAUAAAAGGUUUUUUUUGUAAACUCCAUAAGUAUGUGGAUGAGGUCUUUCUGCAGCUUCAUCCGGCCGUCAUGUGUCAUGGACUGAUGUUUCUCUCCGUGGGCUGGGUUGGACUGAAUGUGUGCUACUUGUAUUACCGUCAGUUUACUGAUCUCCUGUGUUCACAUUAAAGUGUUCAGACUGGG